Alosa sapidissima (American shad) is the source of this 936-nucleotide messenger RNA. RefSeq names its product intraflagellar transport protein 43 homolog A-like. The transcript has a single exon. Lineage: Eukaryota; Metazoa; Chordata; Actinopteri; Clupeiformes; Clupeidae. The coding region runs from base 102 to 716 and encodes 204 amino acids. Gene Ontology annotation, cellular component: cilium; intraciliary transport particle A. Gene Ontology annotation, biological process: intraciliary retrograde transport. The record is from RefSeq and is a predicted model, not a curated record.
GCGCAUGCGUCAGAGGGAAGGCGUCGUUAUAGUUACCGUACACGAGCGCUAUUUUGUUUCUGCUCGAAGCUAACGUUGUGCUCGAAGUGCUAAUCCUAAAAAUGGACGAUAAACUUCAACCUGGCGAUGGCGAAUAUGUAAAAAAUGCUGCAAAGUCUGGUCGAAGAGCACGCCACGCUAUUAAAUCGUCAGACGAACAACGACAUAAGAAGUCGUCUUUUAGUUCACAUGGAGAGGGGUCGCCUCCUAAACCCCCAAGACGUCAAGGAGGGUGGGCUGAAGAAACCACCGCAACAAACUCCUCUGCUUCUGGGAAAAGACAAGUCCAUGAUGAAGUGGAGGACCAUCGCCUUAGGCCACAAACGCCCCAGGAGUCCGACAGCGACGGAGACAUCCCCGUGAUUCCCGAUUUGGACGAGGCGCUGGAGGAGGAUCUCGGCAUGCAGGUGGCGGCUCCCCCGCGUCUCCAAGUGAACCGAGUGAUGACGUUCAGGGACCUCGACACGGACCUGAUGAAACACGCGGCCUUCCAGUCUCUGGGUGGGGAGAUCGACCUGAAGCUGCUCACGGAGGUGCUGGCCCCCGAGCAGGAGGUGCGCGAGGAGGACGUAGGCUGGGACUGGGACCACCUGUUAACCGAGGUCUCCUCCGAGCUGCGCAUGGAGCUGGACUUAGGAGGAGAGAGACAGGACAUGUCUCCCGUGCCCGUUGCAUAACAAAAAAUGAUACUGAGUUUAACUAUAUCUGGGCCAAUGUAUGCCUCCGACGGAGACGGAUACUAAGUUGAGACAUUUUAUAUCAUAUUAUAUCUGGGCCACUCAUAUAUUCCACGUUCGCCUCUGCUAGCAUGUAGACAGGACCCGAGCUCUACAUAUCUUUUGCUUGACUUGCCACUGUAGUUUUUAAUACAGAAAUAAAGCGUUUUUGUGAAAUGCA